Molecule: messenger RNA, 3795 nt
Organism: Nematostella vectensis (starlet sea anemone)
Lineage: Eukaryota; Metazoa; Cnidaria; Anthozoa; Actiniaria; Edwardsiidae
Product: protein PAT1 homolog 1
Exons: 20
Coding region: 53-2554 (833 amino acids)
Biological process (GO): P-body assembly; deadenylation-dependent decapping of nuclear-transcribed mRNA
Cellular component (GO): P-body
Molecular function (GO): RNA binding
Source: RefSeq, a predicted model, not a curated record
CGUGACCAUUACCUGCGCGCCUGCGCUACACAUUUCCUUCCACCAUGACAAGAUGGCGGGCGAAUCUUUUUUUGGAUUCAACACGCAAAUGCCAUCUUUCGAAGACGAGGAAUUAGAAAAACUUGACCCCACUUUGAAGAACUUGGAUGAUGACUAUGAUUUGCUUAACGAAGAUACUUUUGGCUCCGGAGCACUAGAGGAUGACUGGGAGAUUGCGCACAAGAAGCUUGCAGGUAUUGACCUUGACAAAGCAACAAAUCAAUCCUUAGUCAGCAAGAACGAGCACUGUCGUCAGAAAGUGGGCGUGACUGAAGAUGAUGAUGAUGAUGAGGCUAACUUGGAACAGGAAGAGGAGAUUCUCGAGCAGACCCUGGCUAAGUUGGUUGAUGAGGAUGAUGAUACCCCUAAGCCAUACACAUCAUCUGGAUAUAAGGAUAUUCCCCCUAUGCCAUCUGCUUGGAAUGGGUCUUCUCCAUUAUCCAGCCCGACAUCAGCCACAUCUCUACAAGAACUGAUUUCUCCUUCUUCUAACAUCUGGGCUUCCCCUGAUCGUGUUAACAAAGAACGGGUUGUUGAUGCAUUGUCAGGCAAUCGGGUCCCAUAUGACAGAAAACACACCCCUGGCCGACGCCCUUACUCUCCAGCAUUUGAGGAUGAUGCUAUUAUCAAAGCUAUGCCAAAGCCAGAAAACCUCCUACCUCCUAGCAGCUUUAUCAAAAAGCCACCCGUCAACGCUAUUCGCCUUGAAGACCUUGAAAAGGAGUUCUCCCAUAACACUCCACCAAGAGCCCAAGUAGAUCCUAGGAUAGCAACACCCUCUUCAGGCAGAAUCAGACCGCCACCUGGAAUACCACACCCAUUAAUGACACCCCAGGGCUACAUGCAAGGUUCGACGUCACCCAACAUUAUGCAGCGCACUCCACAGGGACAAGGCAUGGUUAGGGGGCAGCCACACCCAAUGAUGACACCUCAGAGGCCACCAUCACCUAACAUGAUGCGUCACACCCCUCAGGGGCCUGUCAUGCAGCAGCAUCGACCCUAUCCAAUGCCCCCUCAGAUGUUCCAAGGCCGGCAGAUGGCAGGCAAGCACCCCCUUCCCAGUAUGGGCAGCCCAAUACAGGGCUUUAUGCGCACCCCUCCACCGCAGUUCCAGAGGCCGCCUGUUCCCAUGAUGCACUCUGAUCCAGCGCACUUGAUGCACCAUGGUAACAUGAUGAACUACCAGAUGAACCAGCGACACCGCUACUCAACACCUCAGCCACACCCCAAUCAAUACAGGAACUUCCCAAACAACCGCAACCAGUACGACCGAAACUUCCAAGACAGGCGUGGCCAUUACCUUGAUGACAAUCGUCACGUCCACCAACAGACGGACUUAGAGAAGAAGAUCCAUGAGAUACUGACAUGUGAUGAGCAUAUGGCAGCGCAUGAUCCAUAUGCUGGGUUAAUGACCAGGCGAGAGAAAGAGUGGAUCAUCAAAAUACAGUUGUUGCAGCUAACAAGUAGCAUGCCAGAUCUGGAUGACUUUUAUUUCCAGACUUACAUCAGACGCAAGCAGGCCAAAGAGAGGGCUAAACAGGGUGAGAUGCGAGAUGGUGAAAACACAACACAGAUGGCUCUACCGCAGUUUCAAAGAGAAGAGAGGAACUAUAAGCCAUUGGAUUUCCAAGGAACUCUUGGAAAGGUCUCUGCUUCAUCUGUAUCUCAUCCAAGACAGAUGGUUGCUAUCGACCACAUCAGCAAGGCUUCAGAACAGGAUAAGCAGUCCAGCUCAUCAACAAAAGACAUCAAACGUCGACGUCAGAUAUUAUCAGCCAUUGAGAAGGCUUAUGAGUACCUACUCCAACUGGAUGAUCUAGAACGGAAGAUAACACACGUCCAUCCAGAAGAAAGGAAUUCUCUACUGGAGGCGCAACAGUCCACUGGUCUGAAGCUUUUCAACCUGCUAAAGCUCAACAUUCGCUCAGAGUCUAUAGGGGGAAAAUGCGAUGAGGAGUACUUUGUGCAGUUGAUGUCAGUGAGGAAAGGCAAGGUGCUACUAAGUCGUGUGCUACCAGCCUUGAAGCAGCCCCAAGCGGAGGCAGUUCUGCUGGCAUUAACACGGAAUGUCAUUUCUGUUAUUAAGAAAGAUAGCCAAGAUGAGGUUUUACCGCUGUUAAUCACUCCUGUGUCACGUGUCGUGGACCAAGGAUCAUCAGCAGUACUGUACGAGUCUCUCCGGCACAUGGUCUAUGCAGACGACACCUCAGCACUUCACACCAUUCUACCUAAUCAAUUCGGCGCUAGUCUAUUAAACUCUCUUCUGAAGUCGUGCUCUUCACUCUCAAGUUCAAUGGACGAAAGCAUGGGUGACUUCCAUCAGUUAUGGGAAAAGUUAGUAAGUGAUGUUGUCAAGGAGUUCCACAGUGUUCCUGUCACUCUGCUUGCCAAGAAUGUGCUAGCAAUUACUCCCUUUGUGGGAACGCUGUGUGAAUGUACGAGUCCCGAUGUUUCGACAAGCUUACAGGAACACUAUAGGAAUGCUAUUCUAACUAAAGAAGAAUCAAAGAAGUAAAGGCGCACAAGUAGAUAUCGGAAUGUCAAGAUAGGUCAACAGAUUUGUAGUAAUGUAACAUUGUGAUGUCAGCGUGACGGAAGGUAAGGAACCUCGCAGACGUCAAUCGCAUAGCAAGUUCAUGAGAUGUUUAGAUAAAGAUAUAGACCGUUAUGGAGCCAAAUUUAAAAUUCAACCUUCAUGUAUAGCGGGCUUUCAUCCAGCUGCGAUCUUCGAUAGAAAGGGUACUUUUCAAAGUCGCGGUUUCAAUAGUUUGCCUCAGUCAAAAUCUAAAUGUGGUCCUCUUGGCGUCAACCUCUAUUAAUAUAUACAGCUGAUUCCCUUUAACUUGGGCCUUCAUGAUGAGUCAAAUUGUUUGGAAAAAUGGAGCUCGAGCUAUCAAGGGUCUAGAAAAUCAGUAUUCACUUCGAUAAAGAAAGAUGCUUUAUUUCUGUACAAUUCGAGUGAUCGUAAUUCAUCUGUAUUUAGAAAUACCAAUGGUACGAAUCUUUAUAAUCGUUUCGUAUGUAUCUUUAUGUGGUCGCAACGAUGCAAGUAUAUUUCAAACAUGCCUAAGGUAUCAUGGCCAAUGAAUUUCUUGCAUGGUUUCGCCCCCCCAAAAAAAAACAUUUAACUGCACAAAGCAAGACAUUGAUUGGCCAGGGGUUGUUUUUAGUGACAACCUAGAUCAUAGACGCAUUAUACCCCGCAGCUCUAGAUUAUGAAGUAUUGUCACUUCUUCCUUUUGCUUUUAUAAAAUGUCUCUUUUGUUCAAGGUGAUAACAUUUUGAAAUACCAUAAGUUUUAACAGAACUUAGAAAUGAUUAUCUGUUAUUAAAUUCUCUGUACCAAUACGUUUGGAAAGGAAUAAUAAGGUUAAGAGGUUGUAAUAUGAACAAGUUAGUCUAUCCGAAAUUUAUAGGAACAAUAAAUGCACAAAAAUGAAUGUUUUCGAUUUUCAGGAGAAUCUUAUAUUUAUUUACCUUUCGAAUUUCAUAAAAAUAGCACAGGAAAAAUGAGUGACAUCUAAGUAGCAUAUUUGUGCGGGUCUAAAAUAUACAGUAACAUGUACAGCAUAAAGCUCGAGCUAAGUAGAUAUCAAACGUUGCUUACUGAAAUAACACUUCUAACAGUGUUUGUAAAAAUGCCUACCCAGAACGGCGUAAAUCCCCCCUGUGUUUAAUGUUACAUUGACUUUGGAGAGAAUGAACGAAUGUAAUACGAACUAUAACUGAAUUUUGAAAAUAAAUUCGACUUUUCUA